This is a messenger RNA of Bursaphelenchus xylophilus (pine wood nematode), 2451 nucleotides long. Lineage: Eukaryota; Metazoa; Nematoda; Chromadorea; Rhabditida; Aphelenchoididae. The record is from the annotation of a GenBank genome assembly.
AUGGCACCUGUAGUUGUUGAGCGUGAUUAUAUUAGACUUGAUGUCCCAACGCCAGAGUAUUUACCGUAUGAGGAUUCCGGGCCGGAUACGCCGUCUCCGAAGCCGGAUCUUAUUCCACUUGAGUAUCAAAACAGUUUGAGGUGAGAAAUCCUUUAAAAAUGAAUCAAUUUUUAUAUUUUUUAAGCUCUGCUUCAAUUUCGUCAACGUCCCCUCCAGUAAAAGAAGUUCCAGUCAAGCCAGCUAACUUUACGAAGCUCCUAAAACUGUUUCAGGUUUGUCUAACUUGGGUAUCGUUACAUGUUUUACACUUGAAAUUACUUGGUAACCGUUUUUACAACCCAUAAAACGUUCUUAUUCUAUGCAAUCCCGUAGAUCCUGAACUUUCUGUUCGCGUUGAAAGCGAGAUCCCCGCAAUUGUUUCCAUCCUCUCCAAUCCUCUUGAUUCACGUGUGAUCUUGAAGUGUUUGCUGGGGACAAACACUCCUUCACAACACUUAAACCCGAUUAUCACAAUUAUUUUUGUUGUUAUUAUACUUAUAGUCAGCUGAUCAGCCAAAGUUCAAUGUGCGUAAAAUGGAACCGUCCGAGACAUUCUCUUCCGACGAGAACGAUUGCUGCUUGAUGGUCACAGAGGUAUGACCAGCAACCCAAUGCAAUAUUGUUUUAGAAGAGAUUGGAACAAAAGCAUUUUAAAGCCUUCAAAGCGCCGGUCAAAACGCCUUCUCUACUCUCGCUAAAUGUUCGAGGUAACUAAAUUUACAGUAAUUUGUGAGGGUCGUAAUACUCAUUGUUUUCAGACUAUGGCAGCUCAAUUUACAGCCCAUCUUUCCAUUCACCGAGAUCAAUUCGGAAUACACAAUCCCCCACAAAUUCAAUCAAAUCGACCGCUUCAGAUAUGGUCUUCCAUCAGGCAAGUAUAACUAAUGAAAUACUUAUACGAACAACUUCAGAUGGCUGUCUCGCAUUCAUCGACAUUAGCCUUUGUUUCCAACAAUUACAAUAAACUUCUUCGAGAACAUUCUUUUCCCAAUCAAAUUGGAGUUGAGAUAUACGAAAGGUAAUAUAAAUUAGACUUCAAGGCAAUCAAAAUUACAUCAGAGUGUCGUUAUCAAAUAUUGUAUUCAAAUCCACAACACCUACAGUAAUCAAGGAUAAGAUAUUACUAUUCGAAGCCGCCUUUGUCUCCUCUUCAUAUCAUGAGUACCCUAUUACUGUAAUGGUAAGGAAGGAAUCAACUUGACGGAAUUGUUGCAGAUCAGCUCUGCCGACACAUAUGCUCCUUUGUUGGGACGGCAUGCUGAUCGGAUAUUUGGACCUCCACUCUUGGCCGAAUUCGAAGAAAUUACAAAAGAAAUGUCUCAGUUAUUGGAUGAAGCUGGGCAAGAAUUAAAGCAACAGAGUACUCUGAAGGUUACUGUAAUGCCCCCAAUGCAUGUCUGUUCCUUCCCGGCGUUAGCUGCUCAUAAUUUGCAUAAGGUAACGGGUGGUGAUAGAUUGACUUGGAAGCUGAUUUUAUUGCCUUGAUACAGGGGGACCUGGUCCAGCCGUCAAAAAUGUGCAGUUUUGCUUCAAUGAGGGAACAAAAAUCUUUGACCAAAAGAAAACAAAAAAAAAACUCAAAAGCGCACGAUUUUGGUUUGGAAGUAUCCGUGAAUGCGCCUCUUUGUGAGACAAAAUCAUUUUGCAUUAUUGUUAUUCCAUCCGGGAAACAAUAUUGCGCAUUUUUGUCGAGCGGGUCAGGUCCCCCACAGUAAAAUAAGACUGAUUUUUAGGGAGUCAAUCCAUACAAACGUGAAGAACAAACGGUCUUUAUCAUGAUUCAACUUCUGAAUGCCCUCAAAUGUCUUCAAGCAGAUGGAAUUGAGUUGUUAUCAAAUAAUUUCAAAGAAUUCCUCCUCUCUUACAGUAACCCUGAUGGCCGUCCUUUCAGUCAGUCUUUAGACCAGCUUCCUCGCCUUAUUCUUCUCAGAUCUACAGUUGAAGAAGACUGUAAUGAGGAGACCGUCAGCCCUGAGCCUAAGGUCACUCUCUGCAAAUUUGCCCUAAGGGCAUUAUGUACAUUAUUAGGAUUGAAGAUUCAGAAUAGAUUGCCGGAGAUUACAGAGAAAAGUCGAUGGUCGUCUGGAUUGAGGAAGUGCUCUCAGCUAUUAAAUAUGGAACGAAGUUCUUCUCUGACUGAUGCUCAACAAACACUCGAGUUUUGUUUCUUCGCUCAAAAUCAGAACUUUGAAAACGAUCUUCAAGCCAAGUUAUGGUUGGACGAAAGUCGGGCCAAAUACGUAAAUCAAGUUGUAAGAACUCAUCUUUUUUAUACUAUUCUUGCAGGUGAGAUGGUUGGUAGAGAAGAGCCGGCGGAUGGUGGAUCCUAAGGAAAAACAUUAUCUCCUAUUUCUCUUGGGUUCCACCCCCAUGCAGCUAUCCAGGAUUGCUCAUACCUUCAAAAGAAAAUAA